AUGAAGUUCCUGACCCUGCUUUUCCUGUUGUUGGUGGGCGCAGCCAGCGCUGAUGUCUCUCCCCGGGCCAUGUGGCUGUUCCGCAAGUUGAUCAAGUGCACCCUGCCAGACAGCCACCCGCUGCUGGACUUCAACGGCUACGGCUGCUACUGCGGCUUGGGAGGCAGCGGGACUCCAGUUGAUGAGCUCGACAGGUGCUGCCAGGUACACGAUAACUGCUACGGAGAGGCACAGAAAUUGGACUCAUGCAGAUUCCUCCUGGACAACCCCUACACCAAGUCCUACAAGUACAGCUGCUCCAGCGGGGAGAUUACAUGUAGCAGGCUCUGGAACCGAGGCAAGAACGACGAGUGCUCCGCGUUCAUCUGCAACUGCGACCGCACCGCUGCCAUGUGCUUCGCCAACACGCCCUACAACCCCGAACACAAGGAUCUGGAUAAAAAGAAAUACUGCCAAUAG
Pipra filicauda (Wire-tailed manakin) is the source of this 459-nucleotide messenger RNA. RefSeq names its product phospholipase A2 group IB (gene PLA2G1B). The transcript has 5 exons. The coding region runs from base 1 to 459 and encodes 152 amino acids. The record is from RefSeq and is a predicted model, not a curated record. Gene Ontology annotation, biological process: arachidonate secretion; fatty acid biosynthetic process; phospholipid metabolic process. Lineage: Eukaryota; Metazoa; Chordata; Aves; Passeriformes; Pipridae. Gene Ontology annotation, molecular function: calcium ion binding; phospholipid binding; signaling receptor binding.